AUGGCCAGUUCGAGACCACUACUCUCUAAGUCUGAUUCAGCUCAAAAACUUCCAUCUCUAGACGACUUGAUCGAACAAUACAUAGGAAACUUCGGAUGGGCACAGUUCUUCCAAUCCUUCCUUCUCUCCAUGGCCUGGUUCUUCGAUGCCCAACAAACAUUCAUCACCAUCUUCUCCGAUAAACAACCUACAUGGCACUGCACCGAUCAACUCACUUGCAACUCCGAAUCUGACUUAUGCAACCUCUCAAACACUUCAUGGUCAUGGGACGACCCUAUUUACACCUCCACCGUAUCAGAAUGGAACCUUCAGUGUUCAAACUCAAUCAUCGCCGGCCUUCCCUCGUCGGCCUACUUCUUGGGUUGUGUGUUCGGAGGCCUCUUCUUGACAACAAUGGCGGACACGUCUCUGGGUCGAAAGAAAUUAUUGCUACUAUCAUGUUUAGCCAUGUCUAUAGCUUCGCUUUUGACUGUGUUGUCCACUAACAUUUGGGUCUACACAGUAUUGAGAUUCAUCACCGGUUGUGGCCGGUCUUCGGUCGGAGGUUGUGCUCUGGUUUUAGUAUCGGAGAUCAUCGGGAAACGGCACAGAGGCCAAGCGGGUACAAUUGGUUUUCUUUGGUUCACACUCGGUUUUCUUUCUUUACCUGGUAUAGCUUAUCUGAACCGAGGUCAUUCAUGGCGGACUAUAUAUCUAUUCACUUCCAUUCCUGGAAUUCUAUUCUGUGUACCAGUUUAUCUAUACGUUUGCGAAUCACCCAGAUGGCUUCUUAUGCAAGGACGCGAAGAAGAAGCUGUUGAGACAUUGAAAAAAAUGGCAACACCCAGCUGUGGAGUGAGAGAAUUGUCCUUUGCGAAAGGGAAGAGGGAAAUUGAGAGGAUUGAUUUCUUCUCUGCAAUCAAGAUGUUGUUGCAGAAGAGAUGGGCUGCUCAACGAUUACUCGCCGCCAUG
Ilex paraguariensis (yerba mate) is the source of this 951-nucleotide messenger RNA. NCBI's taxonomy places the organism in Eukaryota, Viridiplantae, Streptophyta, Magnoliopsida, Aquifoliales, Aquifoliaceae. The record is from the annotation of a GenBank genome assembly.